This is a messenger RNA of Planococcus citri (citrus mealybug), 2011 nucleotides long. It is a transcript of the gene Ssadh, whose product is annotated as succinic semialdehyde dehydrogenase. The coding region runs from base 209 to 1744 and encodes 511 amino acids. Gene Ontology annotation, cellular component: mitochondrion. Gene Ontology annotation, molecular function: succinate-semialdehyde dehydrogenase (NAD+) activity. The transcript has a single exon. Lineage: Eukaryota; Metazoa; Arthropoda; Insecta; Hemiptera; Pseudococcidae. Gene Ontology annotation, biological process: GABA catabolic process. The record is from RefSeq and is a predicted model, not a curated record.
AGUAAGUACUCGGGUGUUAUCUAUUCGAGCUUAAGCUUGUUUAUCUUUGAGUUUAAAUUGGGUCGGAAUACCUUACCAUACUGAUAAUUAUUGAUCGUCCGCGACGGGCACUAUCUUGCGUUAAGAGUUUAAAAAAACGUUGUACGCGAUAAUUUAUCUAAUUUUCUAACAUAUUUUCGCUAUCGCAAAGUAAACUACGCCUAUUCCAAUGCAUAGAACGAGGUAUUUUCUAUCCACGUAUAGUCGUAGCAAGGUGUUGGUACUAAAAUUCGAGAAAAUGUACUCGCAAGAUUGCAAACUGAUCGAUAAAGCUUACAUCAACGGAAGCUGGGUUUCGGCUAAAUCCAAGAAAACAUUCCAAGUCGUCGAUCCAGCUACAUGCAAACCGAUCGCAUCCGUACCCGAUAUGAACGUCGAAGACUGCGAACUGGCCGUGAAAAGUGCCGAGGAAGCGUUCCAACAGUGGAAAAAUACUACAGCGAAAGAACGCAGUAUCCUGCUACGAAAAUGGUACGAUUUAUUGGUGCAGAACCAAAACGAACUAGCCAAAGUAUUGACCCUAGAAGCUGGCAAACCACUGAAGGAAUCUCUGGGCGAAGUAUUCUACGGUAACUCGUUCGUCGAGUGGUUCGCCGAAGAAGCUAAACGCUGCUACGGUGAAGUGAUCCCAGCACCGGUCAAAGGCAGAGAAAUGGUAGUGAUCAAACAACCCAUCGGUGUCGUUGGUCUCAUCACACCGUGGAAUUUUCCUCACGCUAUGAUCACUCGUAAAGCUGGAGCUGCGUUGGCUGCAGGCUGCACCUGUGUAAUCAAACCAGCCGAAGAUACCCCGUUCACCGCUCUAGCUCUGGCCGAACUAGCUGAACAAGCCGGUAUACCGAAAGGUGUCAUUAAUGUGGUCACAAGCUCACGCAGCAACGCUCCUGAAAUUGGUAAAUAUUUAUGCGAAAGUCCCGCCAUCGCUGGUAUCUCGUUCACCGGAUCUACAGCUGUGGGAAAACUCCUAUACCAACAAUGUGCCCAAGGAGUGAAACGAGUCAGUCUGGAAUUAGGUGGCAAUGCUCCAUUCAUCGUGUUCUCCAACGCCAAUAUCGAUAAAGCUGUCGAAGGAGCCAUCGCGUCGAAAUUCCGUAACUGCGGACAAACCUGCAUCAGUGCUAAUCGAUUCCUUAUCCACGAAGACGUCUACGACGAAUUCGUUCAAAAACUAGCCGAUAACGUUAAACUUCAGCUAGUCGUCGGUGAUGGUAAAAACCCAUCUUGCAACGUCGGACCUCUAAUCAACAACGAACAAGUCAAGAAAGUCGAAGGCAUUUUGAACGAUGCUGUCAGCAAAGGAGCUACAGUCGUGACCGGAGGCAACAGAGCUACGAAUAUCGGUGAACGAUUCUUCGAGCCUACUGUUCUCACCAAUAUUAAACCAAACAUGGUUUGUUACAAGGAGGAAAUUUUCGGCCCAUUGGCGAUCUGCAUCAAAUUCAAAUCCGAAGAAGAUUGUAUCAAAAUCGCCAACAGCACCGAACGAGGAUUAGCCGGUUAUUUCUACUCCAACGACGUUGCUCAAGUUUGGAGAGUGGCCAGAGGCUUGGAAGUUGGUAUGAUCGGUAUCAACGAAGGUCUCAUUUCCAGCGCCGAAGCUCCAUUUGGUGGUGUUAAAGAAUCUGGUAUCGGUAGAGAAGGAUCUCGUCACGGUUUAGAAGAAUAUACCUACAUGAAAUACCUAUGUUUUGGUAAUUUAUCGUGAAAUUUUUCCAUCUCGCAGAGUUUUAAAUUACCUCCAAAUUUAUAUUUUACUGAUAUGUAAUCCCAACGUUUACGUUUUAAGAAAACGCAGUCUUCCAUUCUGUUUCGUCUUCCUAAAUUAUUAUCUAUUUUGAUGUGUUACUUUUAAACUCGAAGAGUAAUUUUUAAGAAAAUAUAUUACCAGAGCGAUGCUAAGUCAACGUGAAAUGUGACUGUUUAUGAAUACAUUAUGUUAAUUUAUAAAUAUAAUUGAAUUUUUAUAAAUUGA